AUGCCGCCCAGAAAGCAUUGGUCUAAUAACAGAAGCCGACAGAACAACAAGAGGCUUACUAGUAACCCUCAUGUUGAUUGCAUUAACGAUCAAUUACAGACUCUCCGAAAAGAAUUAGCAGAUAUAGAGGCAAUAGAAAAAAGUAAUGGUGAAACAACAACAGAGCAAAAAAUUAAUAUUGCCAAGAAGAAGGCAUCUAUCGAAACACUUGAGGAAUCGUUAAAGCGAUUCCAAGAAGAACCUUGGAGGACCAAGAUCGGUGUUUCUGCCAAUUCUCUGGUUAAAAAAGAGCGUGAAAAGUAUAAAUCUCUCAUCUUGAAGAUACUGCAAUUCUUUUACUUUGUUCGAUUAGGACAGUAUGGUUUAUUUGAUUUGCUUCCAGCACCAACACAACCUGACAAGGAUAACAAUAAAGAUUACUAUCAAGCUUUCAGCAAUUUAUGUGAUCAAUUAAUUGGCGCUGCUGUAUAUGAAGCAGCUCCGAGUAUAAAACGAUCCACAAGAGAAGACAAGAGGGAAGAAGUGUUCUAUCUAUUGAAGAAGUUGGACACCCAGUCAGACGAUCGGGUAGUAUUGUUCAAGGACUACCAUUACAAAAAUAACAAUGAUCGGACCAACAAUGUCACUUUUAAAGAUAUACAAGUCUACAUGCAGCAUGUCUGGGAUAAUACAGCGCAUGAGGAAGCUUUAAAUAAAGAGAAAAAGGCAGAGAAGGAUCAAGCAUUAACAACCAUAAAGGACAAUCUGGAAAAAGAGGUGACAGCAGGAUCUGGCAGCACUACAAUGUCAGAUCCGGACAAUGAAAGGGUAUCUGAUGCUUGGGCCGCACUUCAGUUUAAGAAUAUGAUGGACAUGCCAAACGACAAAAGGUCUGGCUUUGAAGAUGAAUCUCAUAAAACUCCUAGUAAUAGAGACACUCAGAUCCCUACAUUAGCAACAACGAAAAAUACCUUCAAUAAGAUUGACCAGAACGCAAUAGAAAAAAAGGACUUAUUUGAUCGUGGAACACGGCCAACCGUUCCGUCGGCUGAUUCACCUCCAGCAGUCAAUGAUGAAGCAACAGUUAUCCUGAUGACGCCUGAUUGCAGAUCUAUUAUCAUCGAGCCUGGAGAGAUUAUCAGCAGAAAAUUGUUAGCGGUAAAGUUAGCCAAAGUUGAGGUGGCUGCAGGAAUAGGGAAGGAUACAGAGGCAGAAAAAAAUAUCAACGAAAACUUGACUCAUUUAUCACAACAUACCAAAGACCUGGAUAAGUUUGAACAAUUGCUCGAAGCGUUGAAACGUACAAAGGAAAAUUUCGUUAGUCGUUCGACCACAUCUAUGAGCGCCGCAGCUGACGAACAAAAGAGUAAUAAUGAUGUUACUAAUGAAACACUAGCAAUUACAGCAGCACAGGAAGUAGCGGAAGAUGAGAAAGAGUGCGGGUGGGGCGAACCACCUGUGAACACAAGUGUGGAUAAAUGGACUGUCAGUGAUGAAAAUGCUAAAGAAGUUGCAACAGCCACAGACAGGAAAGCGCAAGUUACAGUGAAUGCUAGCAAUGAAAAUGAUGGCUGGGGUUCUGUGCCUGCGGACAAAAUGGUAGAUAACUGGAAAAGUAAAGAGGGCCAUGACAAUACAACUCCCACGCAAGAAUCUCCGAAAGUAGGAAAAAAGGAAAAAGAGCAAGAUGGUUGGAGUGAUGUGCUUGCUGAUACGCAUAUUGAUAAAUGGAACGCUAAUGGCGACCGUACCGACAAAAAUUCAGCGAUCAAUAAAGCACGCGAAGCUACGAAACUGAGAAAGCAGGACAGUUGGCGUAGUGCACCUUCAAAUACAAUCGUCAAUCAUUGGAGGGAAAAGGGAGGCCGUCCUGGAAAAGACACAACAAGAAUUAGGAAAAUGGGCAAGCAAGCAGAUGGCUGGCGUACCACGCCUGCAAGUAUGGUUGCGAGGGAUUGGAGAGCUGGCAACAAUCGUACUCACGCAAGUCCAGCAUCUGAGAAGGCACAAGGAAUGACGGGAGAGUUGAAGGAGAAUGGCUGGGGCGAUGCGCCUGCCAGUAUUGUAGCAGAUGAAUGGAAUAACACUAGUAACCAUUCUAACACAGAAUUAGCAACUGCAAAUCAUUCUCAGACGACCCCUUCAAAUGAUGAUCGGGAAACUGAGGUUUACACCUGGACAGAAUGGAAGACUGGUAGGAAGUCGAACGAUAGAAAGUCAAGGAAAAAACCCACUGGAGAGAAGGAUUCCUCCAGAUCGCCUUCACAUUCAAGAACCUCCUCGCAUGAAGUUGAUGAAACAAGCAACAAAUGGGGCAAGUUUGUAGACAAGACGGUGAAGAGAUAUGACGAAGAUCGCUCAAUCUCACCCUCUCCUUCCUCAGCAUCUUCUGCCGUUUAA
This is a messenger RNA of Mycotypha africana, 2379 nucleotides long. RefSeq lists its product as uncharacterized. The record is from RefSeq and is a predicted model, not a curated record. Bases 1 to 2379 code for a protein of 792 amino acids. The transcript has 3 exons. Lineage: Eukaryota; Fungi; Mucoromycota; Mucoromycetes; Mucorales; Mycotyphaceae.